This is a messenger RNA of Coniosporium apollinis CBS 100218, 1140 nucleotides long. RefSeq lists its product as uncharacterized. Gene Ontology annotation, molecular function: heme binding. The record is from RefSeq and is a predicted model, not a curated record. The coding region runs from base 1 to 1140 and encodes 379 amino acids. Lineage: Eukaryota; Fungi; Ascomycota; Dothideomycetes. The transcript has 2 exons.
AUGAGCAACCUAGCCGUCCUCCCAGACGGCAAUGCCGACUCCAACAAGCCCUCAGACUCAGACCUUGGGAACAGGAAGUACAUCCGCUGGGACGCCGAGGGCGUCGAGAGCGUCCCUCCAGGGGAGGAAGACGACAUCAAAGCCGUCGCGGAGCAGAUCAACUUCCUCCAACGCACGCACUGGAACAAGACCCGGCACGCUUUCGGCGGGACGCACGCGCGGACGCAGGGUGUCGUCAAGGGCAAAUUCAUCGUCCUGGACGACCUCCCCCCUCACCUCGCGCAGACCGAGCUCUUCUCCAAGGGCGGCACCUACGAAGCCAUCUGCCGCUACAGCUCCGAGCCCGGCGACCCAGGUCUCGAUGACCGCAUCCCGCAGCCACGCGGCUUCGCGAUGAAGCUGUUCGGUGUGCACGGCGACAAGUUCCCCUCCCCCACGGGCAGCGACCUCCCAACGCAGGAUAUCGAGUUCAACAGCACUCCCGCGCUGGACCUAACGGACGCAAAGACCACCCGUGAGAUCAUUGCGCUGCGCAUCGCCCACGGCGGGAGUCAGCCUGAGUUAUACAAGAAGCUGGAGCAGCGACCAGACACGGAGCUCCAGAAGGCGCGCGACCAGGUCCGCAACACGCAUCUCGAGUCUACGCGGCAGUACUCCCAGACUCCAUAUCGGUUUGGGGAUUACGUCAUUAAGUAUAGUCUCGUGCCGUCCACCGAGACGCAAAAGAAGCUGUACGAGGAGACCGUCAAGCCGGACGCACAUCCUGAAGAUAUUUUGCAUCAGUGGCUGCGCUCUUUCCAUGCGGAGCACGAUGCGGAGUACCUGUUCCAGGUGCAGCUGUGCGAGAACCUCGAGGAUCAGCCUGUCGAGUAUGCUGGUAAGGUCUGGGACCCGGAGAAGUACCCCUGGCAGACGGUUGCCAAGCUCCAGAUUCCGAAGCAGGAGAGCUUUAGCUAUGAGAGGAAGACGAUGUGGGAGGAUCACCUGAGGGUUGAUCCGUGGUUAGGCCUGAAGAGUCUGCAGCCGCUUGGAGGCAGCAACAGGCUGAGGAGAGUCGUGUAUCCGGCUAGCAGCGGGCUGAGGAGGAAGAUGAACGGGAGGAAGGAGAUUCAUAUCACGGACAUUAAUGAGUUCCCGUGA